Messenger RNA from Agrilus planipennis (emerald ash borer), 1656 nucleotides. RefSeq names its product dynein regulatory complex protein 10-like. Gene Ontology annotation, molecular function: protein binding. The transcript is spliced from 8 exons. Bases 35 to 1525 code for a protein of 496 amino acids. NCBI's taxonomy places the organism in Eukaryota, Metazoa, Arthropoda, Insecta, Coleoptera, Buprestidae. The record is from RefSeq and is a predicted model, not a curated record.
UGUUUAUUAAAAAUAUUUAUUGUGUUGUUUUUGAAUGGCCAGCCCAUCUUUAAACACUUUCGGUUUGAAAGUAAGAAGGCCAUCGGACACGUUGAAAGAUGCUAAAGGUUUCUCGAAAUAUCGAGCCAUUCAAGGAAAUGUGAAGGUCCCCGAUUUGAGAUACACACCAAGAUGGUCGACCAUCGACAUCGUUAUAGACACGAGCAAUUUUUCAUACGAAAGUUUGAAACCGAGAGAUCGUCUGCUGAAUGAUUACAAAUUGGUCGCGAGAAAGGCUUUGAUCUCCUCUAUUACAGAUUUAGAGAUAAUGGCAAACUUACCGAUCCUACUGCAAAACAAUUGCAAAAGAUUAAAGAGAUUUUUUAACAGAGAAGAGAUUCAAUUUAUUAAAAAAGUGGCAGAAAAGUACCAAAUGCCGCCGCAAGAGUUCACCUGGGGUAAAGUACCACGUGAGACAAUAGCCAAUCUGAAACACAUACAAGCUUUAAAAGAGCCGAAAGGUGAAUCGACAAUAAUUAGCCCUGUAAUGUCGAAAAUGGUGGAGAUUAUGACCGAUAAUUACUGCCUAAGUGUUCAGAGAAACCAGGCAAAUAAUUUUUUGUUAAAAGAGGUCAACGUCUUGCUAGGACUCAUGAGAGACUUGAAGGAUAUAAUGGAGUACAACUUUAACAUGUCCGCAACCGAAGAAAGGAAAAAUAGAAUUAUUUAUAACAGUGCUGUUAAGCAAUUCAGCUCUCUCAAAGAAGAAUUUCAAAAUCUCUCAACCACUAUAGAGGAAAAAAGAGGGAUAUUUUUGAUAGCAAUAACCAACGAGAAAAAGAAAAUUCAAGACCUAUUGCAAGAGAAAGAGAACUUGGGCAAGAAAACGAAAGAGGAUAUAGCUCAAUACGUAACAAAUUCUGAAGUUGCGAUGAUGGAUGAUUCGAUUGAGAGCCACGAAAACCAAUCGGCUCUAACAAAGUCGGCUGCAUUUGCUACAAACGAAUACGAAACACUGCGUAAAAACAAUCUGAAACGGGAAGAAGGCCUAAAAAAGAAAUGCAGCAAAGUCGAAACAGUUUUGGCCAAUUGGUUAAAUCUGUACGACACUGACGUCGGCAAAAAGCGUCUAGAGUACGAAGAACUUAAAGAUAAGCUUGAUGGUCUUAUCGAAGACUACAACAAUUGGAACGCAGCCUUAGAUGAGCAGCAAGAACUGUACGACGAGUGCUUCGGCGAAUUUGAAGAAGAAGAGAGGGAAAGGUUUGAAGAACUUGCUUAUCAGUUCUUACGUAAUAGGUCGGCUGCUACAAUCCAAAGAUAUUAUAGAGAAUAUCGCAAAAAGAGGAAGGAAAAAUCGAAAGGAAGGAAAUCCAAGAAAGAUAAGAAGCCAGUAAAGAAAUCUGCUUCAGAAGUGAAAGUAGCUGUUGCAGUCGAUAGAGGAGCAGACCUGUCAUCAAAGGUUGAAAAGCAAUUCGGAGGUGACGUUUUCAAAGAAUUGGAUCCAAAUGUGGGCUUUGAAAAAACUGAUAAAGUACAGCUCUAGCGAAUGAGAAAGAACGGGGAAUUUAUUUUUUUUUUAAUUUAAGUUUUUUAUUAUUUAUUUUAUUUUUAUGUUAUUUUGUAUACAUUCCUUCGGUACACAUAUUACAUUAAAUAUAUAUUUUUUUUAACGAG